This is a messenger RNA of Rhizophagus irregularis DAOM 181602=DAOM 197198, 282 nucleotides long. NCBI's taxonomy places the organism in Eukaryota, Fungi, Glomeromycota, Glomeromycetes, Glomerales, Glomeraceae. The record is from RefSeq and is a predicted model, not a curated record.
AUGGUUGCAAUUAAUAAGGGCGGAGAUUGUAUUUCAAAUGAAUAUAUUAAUGGUUCAUCUCAUUUGUGGUGGAAAGGUCAUGAAUACUUGAAAAUGCUCAUGGUUCCUUUUUGUCAAAAUAAACGUGAAAGGUUACAACUUGAUAUAUUUUAUCCAGAAUAUGGUUUCGCGAUCGAAAUGCAAGGAGAACAGCACGAAAAAUUAGAAUUCUUUCAUAGAGGCGAUCCUAAUAAUUUUAUCAAACAGCAAGCUGGGGAUCAACUCAAGAAAGAUUGCCUUUGA